CUAUCACUUAGUUCCCUCGCUAAAACCCUACACCCAUUUUUCCCUCCAUCGUCAUCGUUCCUUUGCCGACUGCUAGCAAUCUCUUCAUAAUUUCUUCGCUCGAGAUUCUCAUGGGAGCGUUGCAGAUGCAAUUACAAUCUCGCCUUCGAGUUUCGAAGAUUUUGUCUUCAACAAUUCGGAAUUGGGAAAGAGGCUUUCCUCUGCUCCAUGAUCCAUUGCGAACGCCGGAUUUGUCACUCUCGCCGGUGGAAUCUCGCUGUUUUAGCUCCAAUUCCAUGGAUGACGAUUGGAACUUCUCAAGGUCCGAGCCGAGAAGCAGCCCGCCGCAACGACGUUCUCCCCCGGAUCCUCGGGAAGCUCGUCGAGUUCCUAAAUUCGCCGGGGAAGUAUCUGCUCCUUACCCUGAGGAUAAUCGGAAUCAACGGUUUAAUAGGCAUUCGGAAGGUUCCUCGUCCCGAUUCGCAAACGAUGGGCCGAUGUCGCGGCCAAGGAAUGAGUCUUUGUCUCAGAAGGAUUUUAGCUUUCUUGAAAAAUUCAAGCUGAACACUGACAAUCAGAGCACUAGUACAGAGAAAAUCGAGCCGAGCUCUUCUGCUCAGAUUUCUGAAUCAAUGCAGGGGAAGCAAUCGCAACCACAGUGUCCUCCAGAAGCGGAUGAGAUAUUCAGGAAAAUGAAGGAAACUGGUCUAAUUCCCAACGCUGUUGCUAUGCUAGAUGGGCUUUGCAAAGAUGGGCUUAUCCAAGAAGCAAUGAAACUAUUUGGUUUGAUUCGUGAGAAGGGUACAAUUCCAGAAGUUGUGGUUUACACUGCUGUUGUUGAUGGGUUUUGCAAGGCCGAGAAGCUUGAUGAAGCAAUUAGGAUUUUCAGGAAAAUGCAGAAUAAUGGCAUUUCUCCCAAUGCCUUCAGUUACGGCAUCUUGAUACAGGGACUGUACAAAUCCAAACAAUUAGAGGAUGCCGUAUCAUUUUGCAUUGAGAUGUUAGAAUCUGGGCAUUCUCCAAAUCUAACGACUUUUGUCGGCCUAAUUGAUGAGUUAUGCAAAGAAAAGGGGGUGGACGAAGCUCAUACUGUCAUAGAAACCUUAAAACAAAAGGGAUUCUUGAUUAAUGAGAAAGAUUUAAGAGACUUCUUGAAUAAAAGAGCCCCAUUUUCUCCACAUAUCUGGGAACUAAUCUUCGGGAAGAAAACGAAGGAAUUUUUCUGAGAUUCUUGUCGUGGUUAAGAACUUGUGAGAAGAGUGAAGAAUAUGGAUCAGAUACACCACCUGGCUUUGGAGAGGAGAAUGAGAGAGGAAAGGCCACGUUGCCAGGUAGCCAUUUAUUUUAAAGCUGUACAACUCAUUAGAUAUAUAUGUAUUUUCUUUCCAGGAGCAUGUAUGAUUUGGUCGGUAUUAUUCUAUCUUGAAUUGUAAGUUUAGUCAAAACCUGGGAAGGGAGGUGGCUGCUCUUGUUUUCUUAUUGUUAUUAUAAGUGAAAAAUGGAAAAGAAAAAUGGUAUUAAGAUAUGAAUGGAAGAUAUUGUUAUCAUGUGCAUAUUUAGAUACUUGAGGCAUUGACUGACUUUUGAAGUAUUGAGUGCAAUGUUGGGUCGGCGCCGGCCCUCUCUUUCCAGCUGGAAUCAUUGUUCUAACACACUAAAAUAUUAGCACAGAAACUCGAUGGAAUUUAGGAGAUCUUCCCCUCAAGAAUUCCGAGUUUUAUUUCUUUGGUUGACUUCUGGGUGAGAUUAGAAAUUUGAACUUUUGACUUAUUAGUCGACGGUACGUGUCUAAACUAGUUAACCUAUGCUCUUGUCAGGUGAAAGUAGAAAUUCGAAUUUUUGACUUCUUGGUCGAUCCUACGUAUUUAAACCUGUUGAACUAUACUUUAGUGGGUGAGAGUAGAAAUUCAAAUCUUUGACUUCUUGGUUGAUCAUAUGUAUCUAAAUCAGCUGAACUAUGUUCUAGUUGGGAAGAGUAAAGAUUCGAACAUUCAACUUCUUGAUCGAUCUCAUGUAUUUGAACCUAUUGAACUAUGGUCUAGUGGGUGAGAGUAGAAAUUCAAAUCUUUGACUUUUUGGUCGAUCAUAUGUGUCUAAAUCAGUUGAACUAUGCUCUAUUUGGCAAGAGUAAAAAUUCGAACUUUUGACUUUUUGACCAAUCAUACGUAUCUAAACCUAUUGAACUAUGCUCUAGUAAGUGAGAGUAGAAAUUCAGAUCUUUGGCUUCUUGGUCGAUCAUAUGUAUCUAAAUCAGCUGAACUAUGCUCUAGUUGACAAGAGUAAAAAUUCGAACCUUUGACUUUUCGGCCGAUCAUACGUAACUAAACUUGUUGAGCUAUGCUCUAGUGGGUGAGAGUAGAAACUCAGAUCUUUGACUUCUUAGUUGAUCAUAUGUAUCUAAAUCAGCUGAACCAUGCUCUAGUCGACGAAAGUAAAAACUUGAACCUUUGACUUUUCAGCCGAUCAUAUGUAUCUAAACUAGUUGACUAUUAUCUAAUUGGAAAAAUUUUGAAGUCAGAAGUUCGAACUCAAGCUCAUAAAAUAGACUGUUUAUAUCAUUCCACACCGACUUCACAAGACUCAUUUCUUUACACAAGCAGGUGGAUUUGUUAGCAUAGAAUUUGGUUGUCGGGCACAACAAGAUUGGUCGGUCUUUACAAUAUAAGGUUAAGCUUCCCAAACCCAAAUUUUAUAAUCAUUAAUAUAUUCUGAGUCAAACAUCCUUGAUUUGUUAUAUUCCUCCAAAAGUCAAGGCCUGAAGUCAACCCACCUGAUCAUGGGAAGCCAAGUUUCUAGUAUAUAAAUGCCUCUGGUUCUUCCAUUGUCAGAGCAACUAGCAGCAAAGAGAAGCAAAGGAAGAAGCUGCUGCUGGUGCUAAGUUUUUGGCUAUAGAAUGAUAAGCUUAGCGUUAGGUCGGGGUUCAAUGUGCAUGGCCACCAUUGUCUUCUACACUUGUGUGUGGAUCCCUCUGUGUCAACUGAAGAUGGCGAUCGAAAGCAUGAUCGGCCUUCUGUCGGGCUGGACGUGUCAGCCGCUCACGACGGAGUCGGCACCGUGGGAGGUAAAACUUCCAAUUUGUAGGUUUAAAGAGCUGCAGCGUAGGGGAGGAAUGGAGGAGGAGAUUUGCUCGGUUUGCUUGGCGGAGUUCACCGGAGACGAUUUGGUGAGCCGACUGCACAGAUGUAGCCAUCUUUUCCAUGUAGAAUGUAUUGAGAAUUGGCUACAUAGAGAUCAUUUUACCUGUCCUCUCUGCAGAUCCUUCCUCUUCCCAGCAUUGUAAAUCCUUUGGAAACAAUUUCCCUCGGUCCAUUGUUUCGGGUAGCGUUUAGGUCUCUUUGUGCCAUUGAAUUACUAUCUCUAAUAGCAGUGCACAAAUUCUCGUGUCAAUCUAAGCAUAACUCUAUAAACAAAUGCAUUAGUUAUAUAUUAGGGGUUCGAUGGUUUGUUCUCUUAUUCUGCCAUA
Cucurbita moschata (crookneck pumpkin) is the source of this 3442-nucleotide messenger RNA. RefSeq names its product pentatricopeptide repeat-containing protein At4g38150-like. Gene Ontology annotation, molecular function: protein binding. The transcript is spliced from 2 exons. Bases 111 to 1205 code for a protein of 364 amino acids. Lineage: Eukaryota; Viridiplantae; Streptophyta; Magnoliopsida; Cucurbitales; Cucurbitaceae. The record is from RefSeq and is a predicted model, not a curated record.